This is a messenger RNA of Cloeon dipterum, 9530 nucleotides long. RefSeq names its product Cadherin-N (gene CadN). Gene Ontology annotation, molecular function: calcium ion binding; cadherin binding. NCBI's taxonomy places the organism in Eukaryota, Metazoa, Arthropoda, Insecta, Ephemeroptera, Baetidae. The transcript is spliced from 38 exons. The record is from RefSeq and is a predicted model, not a curated record. Bases 223 to 9429 code for a protein of 3068 amino acids. Gene Ontology annotation, biological process: calcium-dependent cell-cell adhesion; adherens junction organization; cell-cell junction assembly. Gene Ontology annotation, cellular component: plasma membrane; catenin complex; adherens junction.
CGAUCCGAGCGGGCGACCGCAGUGAGUGAUGGACCAGCGUCUGCUGCGCUCGUAUGGAUUGUGCUAGCAUUUGAAUGGGCAGUGAUUCCCGUGAGUGAUUUGUGUGUUCCUGAGUGAAAAUUCGGACUAGCAGCCUCCCUAGGAGGACCAAAAUUCAUCGCUCACCAAUGGAUUUAUAAGGGCAGCGAGUGAGAGUAGCAAGAAAGCCAGUUCCCUCGUGUAAUGCGCCUUGCCCGUUUAAUAGACUCGGCCACCGCGAUGGCCCCCCUAAUCGUGCUGGCGUUGCUGGCCGCCGCGGCCAGCGGCCACCUCAGCAGCCUUCACACCAAUCACUUAAUGAGCGAGUCGCCGACGCGCGACGAGGCGCUCGUGAUCGUCUCGCACGACGUGCGGCCUGGCUUUGAAGUGGCCAAGUUCGCGCACCACCCACACCACCACAGCAGCUACCGCCUGCUGGACACCGGACACUCUCAGUACUUCGCCGUCAUGGAGGACGGCGUGCUGAUGACCACGACGGACGUCGGACCACUGCGGGGCCGGCCGAUCACGCUGAUCGUGGUCGAGGAGACCGAGCCCGAGGAAAACAACGAGGCCAACGUCGAGCUGCGCUCCAGCGUCCGACACACCGUCCGCGUGCACGUGCUGGACGCCCGCCGCCGCCUGCACUUCCCGCACGAGUACGUCGACUCGGGCUACGUGGAGGAGAACGCGCCCGAAGGCACCGUCGUCAUGGGCCUGCCACCGGACACGCUCCGGCCCAGAUCCCUCCGAAGGCCCAGCAGCAGUCACAUUAGGUUGGCCGUCGUCGAGGGCAACGAGGACGGCGCUUUCAUGCUCGAGCAGACUGAGGAGAAUGUGCCCAGACUGGUCACAGCCAGGCCUCUUGACAAGGAAAAGAAGGACGAGUAUAUGCUGACCGUGAAGGCAGUUGAUGACCUACUCGACCCCUCGGACGACGAGGCGGGUACCAAGAUCCGAGUCAAGAUUACAGACAUCAACGACAAUGCACCCCGCUUCCCCAAGAGGCCGUACCGCUUCAAGGUUCCGAAAAAUGCAACAAGGUUCUCAACAAUCGGCGCCGUGUCCGCGAGAGACGCCGACGGUGACAAAGUGGCCUACCGCCUGGUCUCCGGUCCCCAGGGUCUAGUGGUCGUGGUGCCGCAGACAGGCGAACUGCUGCUGCUACUGCUGCCGCCUUACGGUCAGGACGACUUGGUCAACCUGGGCCCCAAGGAGGGCACCACCACCACUGUGGCGCCGCUCCUCAGCUCCUACGAGCUGCAAAUCGAAGCGCACGAUGUCGGUCGCACGCCAACACAGUUUUCUGAGCCGCCAGCCAGGGUGUUCAUCGAGUUUAACACUGAGGAAGAGGAGGAGGAAGAAGAAGACGAGAUUUACGACGGCGACAUCGUGAUUCAUCGCAUCGAAAAGCGGCGGGUGACGCGCGCCGUGCGUGCCACAAAGAGGGUAGAGUUCCUCGAAUCAGACGGCGAGACCGAGGGCCGCGUCGUCUUCCACCUGGACAAGGAGACGGAGCGCGAGCAGUUCAAGAUCAGGGACGAAAACCCUUGGGUCACGGUCGAGCCGAACGGUGCCGUCAGGGUCAAGACCCGCUGGGACUACGAGGAACUCGGACCUGAGAAGACCAUCGACUUCUGGGUGACCAUCAGCAACACCGCAGGUGGGGACACGGACAAUCAGCGAGUGAUCAUCCACGUGAAGGACGUCAACGACGAGCCACCGUACUUUAUCAACCGGCCGCUACCGAUGCAGGCUGUAGUGCAGCUUAACGCGCCGCCCAACACGCCCGUCUUCACACUGCAAGCCAGAGACCCAGACACCGACCACAACAUCCACUACUUCAUCGUGCGUGACAGAACUGGAGGCAGAUUUGAGGUUGACGAGCGGUCCGGCGUUGUACGCACCAGAGGCAACGAUGCGUUCCAACUGGACAUGGAGUACGUGCUCUACGUCAAGGCUGAGGAUCAAAACGGACGGGUCGACGAGAGACGCUUCCAGUCCACUCCCGAGGAGCGCCUCUCCAUUGUUGGUGGCAAGAGAGCACCCCAAUUCUACAUGCCCAGCUACGAGGCUGAGAUUCCUGAAAACCAGAAGAAGGAUUCUGACAUCAUCUCUGUCAAGGCGAAAUCGUUUGCGGACAGAGAAAUCAGGUACACCUUGAAGGCCCAGGGUCAGGGUGCCGGCACCUUUAACAUCGGUCCCACCUCUGGCAUUGUAAAGCUGGCCAAGGAGCUGGACUUUGAAGAUCUCAGGCAGCCACACGUCUACUCAUUAGUUGUCACUGCUACAGAAGAUUCCGGUGGUUUUUCCACUUCUGUUGAGUUGACCAUCCGAGUGACUGACGUGAACGACAAUGCACCCAAAUUUGAGCUUCCCGACUACCAGGCGCACAACAUGGACGAAGACAUUCCCAUCGGCACCUCACUGCUCAGAGUGAAGGCGACAGACUCUGAUUCUGGCACCAACGCUGAAAUUGAGUACCAAGUCUCCGACGAGCACUUUGCAGUUGAUUCUGGCGGCAUUGUGAGCAACGCCAAGCCACUCGACGCCGACAACAACAACGCCUACUAUGAGUUCACAAUCACAGCAAAGGAUAAGGGUGAGCCUGCUAAGACUGGAACUGCCACCAUCCGCAUUUACACCAAGAACAAGAACGACGAAGAGCCAAAAUUCUCGCAGCAAGUGUACACGCCUAAUGUUGACGAAAACGCUGGUCCAAACACGCUUGUGACGACCGUGGUGGCCUCCGACAAAGACGGAGACAAUGUUCGCUUUGGAUUCGUGAACGGGGGCACCACCUCGGGACAAUUCGUCAUUGAGGAAAUCACUGGUGUGAUUCGACUGCACAACAAGGCCAUCAACCUAGACAAGGACAAGUACGAGCUGAAUGUAACUGCGGUUGACGAUGGUUCCUGCUGUAUUGACGGAGACAAGACUCCACACACCAGCACUGCGGUCGUUGUUGUCUUCAUCACUGACGUCAAUGACAACAAACCUGUUUUCAAAGACUGCAGCACCUAUUAUCCGAAAGUGGAGGAAGGGGCUCCAAAUGGCAGCCCAGUUAUUAAAGUUCAUGCAACUGAUGAAGACAAAGGUGUAAAUGGGCAAGUCAAGUACUCGAUCGUGCAGCAGCCAAACCAAAAAGGCACCAAGUUUACUGUCGAUGAGGAAACUGGCCAGGUCUCAACAAACAAGGUCUUUGACCGAGAGGGAGAUGAUGGCAAGUUUGUAUCAGUGACGGUGAAGGCCACUGAUCAAGGAGAGCCUUCGCUUGAGGGCGUCUGCAGUUUUACUGUGGAAAUCACUGAUGUCAAUGACAAUCCUCCAUUGUUUGACCGACAGAAAUACGUCGAAAAUGUCAAGCAGGAUGCCAGCAUUGGCACCAAUAUUCUGCGUGUAUCUGCGUCUGACGAAGACGCAGAUAACAAUGGCGCCAUUGUCUACAGCCUGAGUGCUCCCUACAACCCUUCUGACCUGGAAUACUUUGAAAUCCAGCCCGAGUCUGGAUGGAUUGUGCUUAAGAAGCCGCUCGACCGCGAUAGGUACCGGCUGCGAGUGCGCGCCUCUGACCGAGGAGAACCACCGUCGAGUGCCGACGUGGAUGUCGAAUUAGACGUAGUCGACAGGAACAAUAAGCCUCCCAUCUGGGAUCUCAAUAUGUAUGGCCCCAUACACAUCCGAGAGAAUGUCACUGUUGGGACGGUUGUAACCACCAUAAAAGCAAGCUCCGGCAUCGAAAACAAUCCGACCGUGUUCUACCGGCUCAUGCCCGGCUCGACAGCCCAGACAAAUAAAUUCCACACGUUCUAUCUGCAGCAACGUUCCGAUAAUGGUUUCACGUGGGCUGAUAUAAAAGUAAAUCACCCAUUAGACUACGAGACCUUUAAGGAGUACAACCUCACCAUCCGAGUCGAGAACAACGGGGCCCAGCAAUUGGCUUCCGAGGCCACCGUCUACAUCAUGCUGGAGGACGUGAACGACGAGAUCCCUCUGUUCACCGAGCGUGAGCAGGAAACUGUUCUCGAGGGCGAGCCCAUUGGCACCAAGGUGACGCAGAUCAACGCCAUUGACAAGGACGGAACGUUCCCUAACAACCAGGUUUACUACUUCGUCGUCGAGUCGCCUCGCAACGAGGGCAAGGACUUUUUCGAGAUCAACAUGCAGACCGGCGAGAUCUUCACCAAGGUCGUGUUUGACAGAGAAAAGCAGGGCGCCUACGCGCUGGAGGUCGAGGCCCGGGACGGCGCCCCUUCGGCCCGGCCGAACAGCAACGGACAGCCCAACUCUGUGACCAAGUUCAUCCGCAUUGGCAUCGCCGACAAGAACGACAACCCGCCCUUCUUCGACAAAGCGCUGUACGAAGCGGAGGUGGACGAGAAUGAGGACAUCCAACACACGGUGCUCACAGUCACGGCCAAGGACCUCGACGAAUCGUCGAGAAUUCGUUACGAGAUCACCAGCGGUAACAUAGGCGGCGCUUUCGCGGUGAAGAACAUGACAGGUGCCAUCUACGUCGCAGGUGCGCUCGACUACGAGACCAGGAAGAGGUAUGAGUUGCGUCUCGUUGCUGGAGAUGGUCGUAACGAGAACGAAACUAUUGUGGUUAUCCAUGUUAACGACAAGAAUGACCUACCCCCCGAAUUCAAUCAACCCUUGUACGAGGCAACCCUCGAGGAGGAGUCGCAAGGCCCCUUUCCCAUUAGUCUGCUCCAGGUGACCGCAACUGAUGGCGACAAGGACAGGCCGCAGCAAAUCGUCUACUUCCUCACAGGCCAGGGCAUCGAUGCGGACAAUCCGGCCAACAGCAAGUUCGAUAUCAACAGGACGACGGGCGAAAUAUUCGUGCUCAAGCCUCUGGACCGCGACCAGCCGGGCGGCCGGCCGCAGUGGCGCUUCACCGUCUUCGCUCAGGACGAGGGCGGCGAGGGUCUCGUCGGCUACGCGGACGUCCAGGUCAACCUCAAGGACAUCAACGACAACGCACCCCUCUUCCCGCUUGGCGUCUACUUCGGCAACGUGACCGAAAAUGGCACCGCUGGUAUGGUGGUAAUGACGAUGACAGCCGUGGACUACGACGACCCGAGCGAGGGCACCAACGCCCGGCUGACCUACUCAAUCGAGAAGAACGUGAUCGAGGAGGAGACCGGCUCGCCGAUCUUCGAGAUCGAGCCGGAUACUGGUGUGAUCAAGACUGCAGUGUGUUGUUUGGACAGAGAAAGGACUCCUGACUACUCAAUACAAGUGGUUGCCAUGGACGGUGGGGGGUUGAAAGGGACGGGAACAGCGUCGAUACGAGUGAAGGACAUCAACGACAUGCCUCCGCAGUUCACUAAGGACGAGUGGUUCACCGAGGUGGACGAAACCGACGGUGCAAAUCUCCCCGAGACUCCCAUCCUCACCGUGACAGUGCACGACGAGGACGAGACCAACAAGUUCCAAUACAAGGUGAUUGAGAACAGCGGAUACGGCGCCGACAAGUUCACGAUGGUGCGUAACAACGACGGCACCGGCUCUUUGAAGAUCGUGCAGCCGCUCGACUACGAGGAGCAGCUUCAAACCAACGGCUUUAGAUUCCGCAUCCAAGUUAAUGACAAGGGUGAAGACAAUGACAAUGACAAAUACCACGUGGCCUAUUCGUGGGUGGUCAUCCGACUUCGGGACAUCAACGAUAACAAGCCGCAAUUUGAGCGUCCCAACGUCGAAGUGUCCGUGUACGAAAACGCCGAGGUCGGCAAGACCCUGGAGACGUUUAAGGCCAACGACCCCGACCAAGGGGGCAAAAGCCGAGUGUCAUAUGCGAUCGACCGCUCCUCAGACCGACGGAGGCAGUUCACCAUCAACAACGACGGCACCGUCAGCAUCCAGCGGUCUCUCGACAGGGAGGACACGCCCAGGCAUCAGGUGAAAAUUCUGGCCAUCGACGACGGCGUGCCCGCGAAAACGGCCACGGCGACGCUAACCGUGAUCGUGCAGGACAUCAAUGACAACGCGCCCACCUUCCUGAAGGACUACCGUCCUGUGCUUCUGGAGCACUCACAGCCUCGCAAGGUUAUUGAGAUCUUGGCCACAGACGACGAUGACCGGUCCAAGAGCAACGGCCCACCGUUCACCUUCCGAAUGGAUCCCAAUGCCGACGACUCUAUCCGAGCCUCUUUCAGAAUCGAGCACGACCAAAAGGGUGCGAACGGCGACGGCAUGGCUGUGAUUCACUCGUUGCGCUCGUUCGACCGCGAGCAACAAAAGGAGUAUUUGAUCCCCAUUGUGAUCAAAGACUCCGGCAACCCGGCUAUGACCGGCACAAGCACCCUUACUGUAGUAAUAGGCGAUGUCAACGACAAUAAAAUGCAGCCUGGAUCCAAAGAGAUAUUUGCCUAUAAUUACAUGGGACAAGCGCCUGACACCGAGAUUGGCAGAGUGUACGUCUACGACUUAGACGACUGGGAUUUGGCUGACAAGAAGUUCUAUUGGGACGGACCAGAACACCGCAAUUUCAAGUUGAACGAAGACAAUGGCAUGAUCACCAUGCGGCACGGCACCAGAGAUGGAAAAUACCAAUUGCGUUUCAAAGUGUACGACCGCAAACACACGCAAACUGACGUGCAGGCCAAUGUAACUGUUAGCGUCAGGGAAAUACCUCACGAGGCUGUGAUAAACUCCGGGUCCAUUCGGAUAGCUGGUCUUAGCGACGAAGAUUUCAUCCGAGUGUGGAAUUAUCAUUCGCAGAGUAUAGUGCGUAGCAAGGCUGAUAAACUAAGGGACAAGCUGGCCGAGUUGCUGGCAACAGAGCGUGAUAAUGUUGAUGUGUUCAGCGUCCAACUCCGCAGAAAAAGCCCACUGCAGACAGACGUCCGGUUUUCGGCACACGGUUCGCCGUAUUACAAGCCUGUCAGACUGAAUGGUGUCGUGCUCAGACACAGAGAGGAGAUUGAGAAGGACGUUGGAGUCAACAUCACCAUGGUUGGGAUCGACGAGUGCCUGUAUGAGAACCAGGUGUGCGAAGGUAGCUGCACAAACGCCCUGGAAAUCAGCAACCUGCCCUACAUGGUGAACGCCAACAAGACCUCGCUGGUCGGCGUGCGCGUCGACGUUUUGGCCGAGUGCACGUGCGGAGCGCGCAACUUUACUCGCAGCGAGACUUGCCGAAACAACCCGUGUCACAACGGUGGACGCUGCCAGGAGACCAGAUACGGAUUUACCUGCAAUUGCCCCAGCGGCUACUCCGGACCCAGGUGCCAGCAGACUACCAGGAGCUUCAGAGGAAAUGGCUGGGCGUGGUACCCACCCCUGGAAAUGUGUGAUAAUUCGCACUUGAGUCUUGAGUUCAUCACCCGCAAGGGAGACGGACUGCUGAUCUACAACGGUCCCAUUGUGCAGCCUGAACCUGAAGAGAUCAUUGUGUCAGACUUCAUUUCGCUGGAACUGGAGCGUGGCCAACCAAGAUUGCUGAUCGACUUCGGCUCUGGAACUUUAGAGCUUAAGGUAAAAACCAAGAAGGGGCUGGAUGAUGGCGAAUGGCACAGGCUGGACGUAUUUUGGGACACAGAAAACGUCCGUUUGGUGGUCGACUACUGCAAGAGUGCCGAGGUUAUUGAGCUGGAGGACGGUUCUCCUCCUGAGUUUGACGACUCUUCCUGCCAAGCCCGAGGCAUCGUUCCUCCUUUCAAUGAGUACCUGAAUGUAAACUCACCAUUGCAAGUCGGCGGCAUGUUCACUGAGGCCAUUGGACAGUCCCUGUACAACUGGCAACACAUGCCGGUCGGCAAAGGAUUCGAUGGAUGCAUCAGAAAUAUCGUUCACAACAGCAAGCUCUAUGACCUCGCUCACCCAGGAAUGACGCGGCACAGUGAAGCCAACUGUCCACAAGUUGAUGACGCAUGCACUGGCGGCUAUGGAACCAGCACCCGCCACGACGGCACCCCGGCCAUCAGGUGCUGGGAGCCGCACGGCAUCUGCGCUGGCUCCUUCUCGGAGCCGAGGUGCGAAUGCCGCGCCGGCUGGACAGGCCCAGGCUGCACCCAGCCCACAUCUCCUACCACCUUCCGGCCGCAGAGCUACGUCAAGUACGCGCUGUCUUUCGAGCCGGACCGGUACUCGACGCAGAUCCAGCUCAGGUUCCGUACCAGGGAGGACUACGGCGAGUUGUUCAGGGUCAGCGACCAGCACAACAGGGAGUUCGGCAUCCUCGAGAUCAAGGACAGCCGCCUCCGCUUCAGGUACAAUCUGAACAGCCUGAGGACCGAGGAGAAGGACCUCUGGCUGAACGCCAUCAUGGUCAAUGACGGACAGUGGCACACGGCCAAGGUCACGCGAUAUGGAUCGGCCGCCAUGCUGGAGCUCGACGGCGGAGAGGGCAGGAGGUACAACGAGACCUUCACCUUUGACGGCCACCAGCACCUGUUGGUGGACAAGCAGGAGGGCGUUUACGCAGGAGGAAAGGCUGAGUACACCGGAGUGCGCACCUUUGAGGUUUACGCAGACUUCCAAAAAGGCUGCAUUGACGACAUCAGGCUGGAAGGCAAACACCUUCCUCUGCCUCCAGCAAUGAACGGCACUCAGUGGGGACAGGCCACGAUGGCCAGGAAUCUAGACAGAAACUGCCCUUCGAACAAGCCGUGCGCCAAUGUUUACUGCCCAGAACCUUUCGAGUGUGUCGACCUUUGGAAUGAAUAUGAGUGCACUUGCGGGGAGGGUAGGAUCAUCUCUCCAGACAACAAGGGCUGCGUGGACAAAAACGAGUGUCUGGACGCACCCUGCCUGAACGGCGGCGUCUGCAUCAACCAAGAUCCGCGCCACCGCUACCGAUGCAUUUGUCCAGAGAACUUUUGGGGCGAGAAUUGCGAGCUCGUACAGGAGGGCCAGACCCUGAAACUGAGCAUGGGCGCGCUGGCCGCCAUCCUGGUGUGCCUGCUGAUCAUCCUCAUCUUGGUGCUCAUCUUCGUCGUCUACAAUCGUCGCCGCGAGGCGCACAUUAAAUAUCCCGGACCUGAUGAUGACGUCAGGGAAAACAUCAUCAACUACGAUGACGAGGGUGGUGGCGAAGACGACAUGACCGCCUUUGACAUCACUCCCCUGCAGAUCCCAGUCGGUGCCCCUGACCUCGCAGUCCCACCGAAACUGCCAUUCCCACCAAUGGUUAUGGGCCAGGAGCCAAACGUUGGUCUGUUCAUUGACGAAUACAAGAAGAGGGCUGACAGCGACCCUAACGCACCGCCCUUCGAUGACCUCAGGAAUUAUGCUUACGAGGGCGGCGGCAGCACUGCUGGCUCCCUUUCCUCAGUCGGCUCAGGUGACGAUCGCGAGCAAGACUUUGAAUACCUGAACAGCUGGGGCCCUCGCUUCUCGAAGCUCGCUGACAUGUACGGCACCGACCUCGAUGUCGACGAAGACAUUCUCCACCAACUGCACUAAGUCACGACUGAAAGCCCCUGAAAUAGCGACUACACCAAGAGUUAACAACUAUGUUAGUAUCAGAGUGCGAAAAUAUUUUCAUUCACGGCAUGUUAGAAAAA